AAAGGUUCCAGCUAGCUAGAAACAGGGAUGUAAAAUUUUCUAGUGCGUCGGUUGUUUUCGCAUUUUUUUUUAUUAAAUUCAUCGCGAGGACGGACCUAUUUAUUAUAUUUUGUUCUCGCAUGUUACUUUGCAUGAAUAAACAUGGCGACGUGCAUUCCCUUUCAAACCCAGUUAUCCUCUAUAAUGGAGGUUUUGGUUAAAGCAGCAGUGGCAGAGAUAUCCAAACUAGUCGAUGACAAAUGUGCGUUUUUGCAUCUUGAAAUCUCUCGAAAGCAAAGCGAGAAUGAGAUGUUGAAGAGGAAAUUAGUGAUGAUGGAGAAUAAAAAUGCACAGCUACAGCGGGGGUUCGAAAACUACAUGGACCGAGGGACUGAUGUGGGGAACUGUCCGCACCCCACAGGAGAUAUUAAGUUUCCUGAUAUUGACGACGCCACUGUUUCUUUCACAAUUAAAGAAGAAAGUCCAGAUGAGGCGCUGUGGAUCAGUGAUUCUGCUGGACCGAUUGGUUCUGCUGUACAAUACCGCAAUCCAGCCAACACUGCAGAGAGCCAGCAGCUUGGAGAGGACCGUCGGUUAAACCACCCAGAGGUCACUGCGCCGAAAACAUCAGAGUUUGGUGAGUUGUAUGACUCUGGUCAGCAUGCAGGAGACAUCAGUGGGCUUCAGUUUACUGUCAAGACCGAGAAGGAGGAGAAUCGAUCAGGGUUCAGUCAGGAUAGAUGCCAGCACGGCGCAGGGAAGCACACUCAACAUGCAGCUGACUUUUCCAUGGACGAAAGAGAGGAUCAGCUCUGGUCAUCCAUAAUUGAAGGUGAUGAUAUCGAUGCUGGUUUUCCUGAUUUUUCGAGUGUGGUGGAGGAAUACUCCAACACAUUUCCGGACGAUUCUGAUGUUCAUGUGGUUUCUAACACUACCAAGUCUGCUAACGUCCAGCAGCUGUCCUCUCAGAGGCCGUGUAAUGGGAUUUACAACAGUGAGUAUCAGAAGGAUGUUCCACAGUCAUCCAGUUUUCAACCCAGACCUCAGGGUAACCUAUCACAGCAAGACAGGCAGAAGGAACAAGUUUACUCGCAGAGAAACCCCUUGCAUGUUGCACAUCUGAGGCAGCCAGAUGAACACCCCGAGAGGGAGACUGCAGCUGGAGAUAGAGCAGUCGUAAGUCACUCGCACAACACUUUCACAACAAGCAGCUUCCACCCUCACAAACCUCUCUCUGGCACAGCGCGGGGCUACGCUUGCUCACACUGUGGGAAGACGUUCGGCCGUUUGCACCAGUUCAAGCUGCACCAGCAAAGUCAUAAGAGAAAGCGGGCGUUCUGGUGCACGGUGUGCGGGAAGAGCUUCCAGUGUUCAUCCCACCUCAGCAUACACCACCGAACACACACAGGCGAGAAGCCGUACGGUUGCGGACAGUGCGGGAAGAGGUUCACGCAGCAGAGCAGUCUGAGGGUCCACCAGCGCACACACAGCGGGGAACGACCCUACAGUUGCUCGCUGUGCGGGAAAACUUUCAUCCUGAUGCACCAUCUGAAACGGCACAGAAUCAUUCACACAUACAGCUGAGGGGGAGAUGUUUCAAGUGAAGCUGCUCAGGUGAAAAGACAAAAAUGACCCAAACCAAAAAGCCAGGGAGCUUUUCGGGGACUUGUGACUUUGUGGCAUUGCUCACAGACUUUGUAUAUUAAAGCAUAUUCUACUAUGCAAAAUCCAUCUGGAUGGAUUUUAAGAUGUUUGCUUCUUUUUUAAAUACUUCUAAUUAUUAAAACAAAACUGAAUUGCACCCUCAAACAGAAUUCACACAAGUCAGUAUUUUUAAGACACCUCCAAAGCUAGAAAUCCAAAAAAACAAGGUCUAAAAUGUGAAGUUGUUAAAAGAAAAACCCUGCGGAUUCCCUCUUACAGUUACCUGCAUACUGAUCUUCACUCAUAGACAGUUUGUUUUAGCUCUUCGUGUAGAAAUAUGCCUUACUUCAUCUCAGCACUGAAACCGUAGAAGCACAAGAUGCUCAUUAUCCCCAUUAAGUCUCUCCUUUACAGUCACAAGAGGGCUCUCCAUUCAGAGACAGAGAAGCACCUCAGGUUUAUGUUUCAGUGUCAACAUUGGUGAAAACCUGCCUGACUAUUGUUCUGAGUUGAAUUUGUCCAUAAAACAUAUCCCCAAAAA
Messenger RNA from Epinephelus lanceolatus (giant grouper), 2164 nucleotides. RefSeq lists its product as uncharacterized. Gene Ontology annotation, biological process: regulation of transcription by RNA polymerase II. Gene Ontology annotation, molecular function: DNA-binding transcription factor activity, RNA polymerase II-specific; RNA polymerase II cis-regulatory region sequence-specific DNA binding. The record is from RefSeq and is a predicted model, not a curated record. Lineage: Eukaryota; Metazoa; Chordata; Actinopteri; Perciformes; Serranidae.